AUGAUCAAUUCGGAGCACCACAAGGCUGAGGUGGUCAUUAAAGACUUCUCCAGCAGGGCGGUGGAGACUUUCCUUCGUUCCCUGUACUCUGGUGUUGUGAAAGGCCCUCUUUCAGGGCUUGUUGAAGUGGCAGCGCUAGCGGGCAAAUAUCAGAUCCAACGACUCCACGAGCUCUGCAUGCAGGCUUUCAAGAAGGGUUUGACCCCAGAGGACGCUUGUGAACUUGUCGCCCUGGCCGACAGGUUCAACGUGUUUGACCUCCGUACAGAAGCGCUGGAAAAGAUUUGGGUCCAUGCUGCGACGGCAUUGAAGCGCCGGCCGGACAUCAGCCCCAAGCUGCUAGAAGAAAUCCUCGAACCCGUUGCUUUGCAUAGAAAGCGAUGA
Symbiodinium sp. CCMP2456 is the source of this 384-nucleotide messenger RNA. NCBI's taxonomy places the organism in Eukaryota, Dinophyceae, Suessiales, Symbiodiniaceae. The record is from the annotation of a GenBank genome assembly.